Messenger RNA from Megalops cyprinoides (Indo-Pacific tarpon), 3729 nucleotides. It is a transcript of the gene strn3, whose product is annotated as striatin, calmodulin binding protein 3. Gene Ontology annotation, molecular function: armadillo repeat domain binding; calmodulin binding; protein-containing complex binding. The record is from RefSeq and is a predicted model, not a curated record. The coding region runs from base 185 to 2320 and encodes 711 amino acids. NCBI's taxonomy places the organism in Eukaryota, Metazoa, Chordata, Actinopteri, Elopiformes, Megalopidae. The transcript is spliced from 16 exons. Gene Ontology annotation, cellular component: dendrite.
UCCAGGGAGCGCACUAAUGGCGGCCGGCACCUCCGCGCUGCUCUGACACUAAAUCCCAAACAGCGCACCGCGACGCGGGGAACGGAACCGUAAGGGUGAUACACGGCGCUGAUCGGAACCGGGACAGGCGGAUCUGCGCGAAAAUACGCUGCUAUCGCUGCGGGGAGUUUCCUCUCUUUAAAACAUGGAUGAACACCCCGGAGGAGGAGGAGGAGGAAUGGCCACUCCGAGGCAGCAGCCAUCUCCGCAGCAGGGGAAUAAUAACGCCGCUAAUCCCCCGACCGAGGGGGGAGGAGGCGCCGGGAUGGGCCCGCAGCAGCAGGACGAGCUGCCGCGGCCUCAGCAGUACACCAUCCCGGGGAUCUUGCACUACAUCCAGCACGAAUGGGCCCGCUUCGAGAUGGAGAGGGCGCACUGGGAGGUGGAGAGGGCCGAGCUCCAGGCCCGAAUAGCAUUCCUACAAGGAGAGAGGAAGGGCCAGGAGAACCUGAAGAACGAUCUAGUCAGAAGAAUAAAAAUGUUAGAAUAUGCAUUAAAGCAGGAAAGAGCAAAGUACCACAAAUUAAAAUACGGUACAGAACUGAACCAAGGGGAAGUAAAGAUGCCUAGUUUUGAAUCAGAAGAAACCAAAGACUCUGAGGCCCCUGCAGUUCCCCAGAACAGCCAGUUAACGUGGAAACAGGGCCGACAGCUGCUCAGACAAUAUCUUCAGGAAGUAGGCUACACGGACACCAUUCUGGACGUGCGGUCUCAGCGGGUCCGGUCAUUACUGGGUCUGACCGGUUCUGAGCAGAACGGCUCGGUGGAGACCAAGAACCUGGAGCAGAUUCUGAAUGGAGGAGACGCUCCCUCCAAACAAAAGGGUCAAGAUGUGAAACGGAACACGGGGGACGUUCUGGAAACGUUUAACUUCUUGGAGAACGCUGAUGACAGUGAUGAAGAGGAGGAUGAGGAAGGAGACCUAGUGGAUGACAUCUCUGACCGGACGGAGAAGCACAGACUAAACCGGCAUAAGAUAAAGAUCGGGAACGAGGGGCUGGCGUCCGACCUUCCGGACGACCCCGACACGGAGGAGGCGCUGAAGGAGUUCGACUUCCUGGUGACAGCGGAGGAUGGGGAGGGGGCGGGGGAGGCCCGCAGCUCAGGGGACGGGACGGAGUGGGCCGAGCCGCUGCCGUUCCCCUCCGGAGGGGGCAAGUCCUUCAUCAUGGGCUCCGAUGACGUGCUGGAGAGUGUCCUGGGCCUGGGGGACCUGGCCGACCUGACCGUGUCCAACGACGAGGCCGAAUACAGCUAUGAUCUGCCGGCCAAUAAGGACGCCUUCAGGAAGACCUGGAACCCCAAGUACACGUUGCGCAGCCACUUCGACGGCGUGCGGGCGCUGGCCUUCCACCCCGUGGAGCCCGUCCUCGUCAGCGUGUCCGAGGACCACACCCUGAAGCUGUGGAACCUGCAGAAGACUGUUCCAGCCAAAAAAAGUGCCUCUUUCGAUGUGGAGCCUAUUUACACAUUCAGAGCUCACGUGGGCCCGGUUCUGUCGCUGGCCUUCAGCUCCAGCGGAGAGCAGUGCUUCAGCGGGGGCAUCGACUCCACCAUCCAGUGGUGGAACAUCCCCAGCUCCAACGUGGACCCUUAUGACACCUACGACCCCGGAGUUCUGGCUGGCACUCUCCUGGGCCACAGCGACGCCGUGUGGGGCCUGGCCUACAGCGGCAUCAAGAACCGCCUGCUGUCCUGUUCUGCAGAUGGGACCGUGCGGCUCUGGAACCCGCCCGAAAAAUCGCCCUGCGUCAGCACUUACAACCUGGACAAGGCACACGGGAUUCCCACCGCGGUCGACUUUAACGGCUGCGACCCUGCGCACAUGGUGGCCUCCUUCAGCACCGGCAGCACCGUCAUCUACGACCUGGAGACCUCUCAACCUGCCGUGGUCUUCUCCACCCAGAGCGACAGCGCUCUCCCUGCAGCCAGCUACAUAAACCGUGUGGUCAGCCACCCCACCCUGCCAGUCACCAUCACCGCCCAUGAGGACAGACACAUCAAAUUCUUCGACAACAAAAGCGGUAAACUCAUCCACGCCAUGGUGGCCCACCUGGACGCUGUCACCAGCCUGGCGGUCGACCCUAACGGCAUAUACCUGAUGUCAGGAAGCCACGACUGCUCCAUCCGCCUCUGGAACCUGGAGAGCAAGACCUGCGUGCAGGAGAUCACUGCCCACCGCAAGAAGUCUGAUGAGUCCAUCUACGACGUGGCCUUCCACCCGUCGAAGGCCUUCAUCGCUAGUGCAGGGGCUGACGCCCUGGCCAAAGUCUUCGUGUGAUUGGCCGGUGCCCGGCGCGCUGGGAGAGGGCGGGUCGCUUCACUGCCUUGUGUGAUGAGUGUAACAUUUAGACACUACACAGGACCCCCCACCACACCCCCACCUGCGCCCGCGGCAGCCCCUGGAGACGGGCCCAGGAGGGGGAGGGGGGGCUCCUCAGCUUUACCUGACUCUGACUAAUUCAUUUACCUGUAAUUACUGUACGUUAAAGCAGGAGACUCUGGCUGGGUUUAGACUGAGUCUGCCUGUUGUGUAGGUGUGUGUCAGUGACCGUGGGUCGUACUGCAGACCGAGGGGGGGGGUGUCAGACAGUGACCCCGCCCUCGCCCACACCAGGUCACAUGAUCACACGUUGCCCUCCACCCUCAUGUAGCGCAAACACAGUAGACGUAACCCGUAACGAUGAGUCUGCUUCAUGCAUUAGCAUUAGUUUCAGGACAUUUCUUUGCAUAAAAAGUAUAGUUUUUAUAAGCCUUUUUUAUAUAAAUCAAGCCUGUCUUGACAGUGCUGAAAAUGUGCAUAAAAAAGUUUUAUUCCCGUCUUUGACCCUGCUGGCAUGCCCCAGCCCCGCCCCAAGCCCCGCCCAACCCCGCCCACCCACCUCGCUGCUCCCACACGCCACACCCUUCCCUGUCACUCAAACGUGUGGGUGGGUCCUGACCUAUGGAUGCUAACUCUAAGGCUGCUUUAAAAGCGUCUUUUCACAGAGCAGAAGACUGGCAGAGAAGCUGUGUUCAUGGCUUCCCGUGAACUCUUUUAAACAAUAAAGCGCGGCAUCCUAUCACUAUGUGAUAUAUUUGUACAUCUUACUGUAUUUACAAGUUUAUUUAUCACGGGUUAGACAUCUUAAUGCUACAGGCUUGUUAUUUAUUUCACUUUCUGUUAGUCUUAUCCUUUUCUUUUUUAACUGCGCGCUGUGUGGAGUGAGAGGGUCGUGGUUCAGACUGAGCUUUCAGGUGAAGGCAGCUGAAAAGCAGAAGCUGUAAGUUAAUGUAAACGUCUGUUUUUAAACACAAAGGAAUUUUAUCUGACUAACGCUGGGGUGUGUUUCGCCCCCGCGUAACCACAGAGGAAAGGGGGGAGGGAGGGCUUUUUGGUUUUACCCCCCUCCUCCCCCCAGUUUUCCAUUUCGUGCUGAGAAUCGGAAUGAGCAAGUGUUGGAGAUGAAUCACGGUUCACAGUCUGCUGUCGGGUUAAUGCUUUCCCUUACUUUUAUUUUCUAAAAUUAUUUUAUUUUUGAACAUGCUUCAAUUUAUGGUGUAACUAAAGAUUUUUUGUUUGUGUAAUGCAUGAUUAAUACAAUAAAGUAUUUUUUCUAGUCUUCCACAAAAAGAUUUCUGAUCAGUUUGCGAGUUUUGAUGAGUUUUGUAAGGUUUUUGUUUUACAGACUAUGAAUCAGUAAAUUUUUA